UGCACCAGUCUGUUGUUUUUAGAAAACGCUGGUGUCCGUAGGAGUCUUUUGUGACACAUUGUUCUAAGAAAAUUAUUCGUCUAAUAUAAUGGGCGUUUGGAUAAUCUAGAUAUUCUUUGUGUAAUUUUACGGUGCAUCGAGAAAUUGGCGAGUACCCCAAAUACACCGACACUAAUUUCCAAGCCACCCUUAAGGAAUGAUACCACGUGACCAGAGCGGGGCGGUCGAACUACAAGCCAUUUUGGGGACGGUGUCAGUUUCCACUGAGCCACACCAGGCUACUGCAUUUUUCAAAGAGCCGAUUUUGGAGGCAAACUCAUCUGGAACGCAAAUCCACCGUUCGAAACGCACAGGCCAAAGUCUGAAAUCUUCGACAACCGAGAACAUUUUGCGCGCUUAAAGUGCACAUCAGUAAUAUAAUACGAAUUUUAGGCAUCUGAAAUGAUCCCUGGAUUGCCUUGCGCUCUUCGCAAUUGACAGCGUCUGCAGCUCUUUUCAAGAUGGCGGCUGAGCUCGUAUUCAUUUUCUGCUGAUCGCCUCCUAACUUUCAUUGUCUCUCCAUCGCAAGUCUUGCAGAUCGCUGGCUGAGUCUCCAGGACUCUUCCUUCCAUGACGAUGCAUCGAACGACCAGAAUUAAGAUAACUGAGCUGAAUCCUCAUCUCAUGUGCGUGUUGUGCGGUGGAUACUUCAUCGAUGCCACCACCAUCAUAGAAUGCCUCCAUUCAUUCUGUAAGAUGUGCAUCGUUCGUUAUUUGGACACCAGCAAGUACUGCCCAAUCUGUGAUGUGCCGGUGCAUAAAACCAAGCCUCUGCUCAAUAUCCGGUCUGAUAAAACCCUACAAGACAUUGUCUACAAGCUGGUCCCUGGUCUCUUCAAAAAUGAGAUGAAGAGGAGGAGAGACUUUUAUGCGGAGCACCCUUCUGUAGAUGCUUCCACAAGGUCUAAUGAAGAUCGAGGGGAGGUGGCAGAUGAGGAAAAGAGAAUCAUCACAGACGAUGAGAGCAUCAGCCUUUCCAUUCAGUUCUUUGACCACAACAAGGCUGAACAGAAUGACGUGGCAGUGGAAAACCAGAUUAAAGACCAGGUGAAUAAUAGGAGGUAUUUGCAGUGUCCGGCAGCCAUGACCGUCAUGCACCUGAGGAAGUUCCUCCGCAAUAAGAUGGACAUCCCUUCUAACUAUCAGGUUGAAGUGAUGUAUGAAGAAGAGCCACUGAAAGAUUACUACACAUUAAUGGACAUAGCUUACAUAUAUACAUGGAGAAGGAAUGGCCCUUUGCCGUUGAAGUACCGCGUUAGGCCUAGCUGUAAGAAGAUCAAGAUGAGCCACACGCAGCAAGAGGGCCAGAACAGCACUGGUCGGUCUGGUGAGAGCGACUCCGCCAGCGACAAGGCAUGUAGCCCUGCUGGCGUCCCGUCUACCUCUUCGCUGCCCAGUCCCGGCACUCCAGUUCCAUCUCCACAACCACACUUCUCCCACGUCUCCAAACCUGUCAACAGAGCCUCCACCUCGGCCUCUGCCACGACCAGACCCUUCCCCUUCGCCAACAAACCGCGGAAGGCCUCGCUGAAUGGCUCUUCGGCAUCUUCGGGAUGACGGGGCGGAACACACUGGCGAUAGCCAACUCCAGACCGCUCAGCUAAUAUCUUCAUGCCAAUGUAGUUCCAUUGUUGUAGACGCUCUCUUUUUGUUAACGUUGUUCUAAAUAUAUAUAUAUGUGUGUAUAUAUAUGUUUAAGGUAGUGGAAGGGAAGCAUUUCAAUAGGAACGUAGCGAGAGUGUCAUAUAACGUCUGUGAAAGGGACGUUGGCGACAUUACAAAGGUUAGACUGGGUGGUGAAUGAUGAACAUAACCGCCCUCCAAAGUUGCCUUUUUAUUUGAGAGAUGUGACUGAAGAAAGUCUUUAUAUAAUUUCAGUUUUUAAAUGUUUUUCUUUCCUCAAAUCAGACGUAUGUUUUGUCAAUAUUUUAAGUGUGUAUUUCAGGCGUUUCUCGUCAAAUAAAGCUUGCUCGGUAGGCUUUGUUGAUAGACUUGGAAACGGUUGCCUCUACAUUGUUUUUCUAUUGGCUUUUUGGAAACGUAUCACCAAGACACAAAUCCUUAUAAAACUAGGAAACGACUGUGGUAUUAUGCCCACGAUUUCGGGCAAAUACGAAAGAUAUAUGCGAAAGAUCUGCGUGUAUCCCGUGCUUUUAAUCUAGACCUUUUAUUUAAAACAAAACAUAUUUUGCUGCAAUGAAAUAGAUUUGCGUGUAUUUCCGAGACUCUAAAUCCUUGCAGCCACCAAACAGUUCAGAAAGUCCACAACACUCACCCAUGUAUAUAGCUAAAUAUAUGCAUAUUUAAUCAGCGAGCGAAUUCAAAUACUUUGUCCUGAACAGACCACAAUUUCAUGCUCGAUGACAAAUGUUUCGAUGUCUUCGGUGUUUUUUUUUUUGUUUGCGUAUUUGUAUCGCUCAAUUGUAUGGACAACUAUUGUAUUGUUACUGUUGCACAGUAUAAAAACAUCUAAAUAAAUCAUUUUACACUUA
Molecule: messenger RNA, 2531 nt
Organism: Esox lucius (northern pike)
Lineage: Eukaryota; Metazoa; Chordata; Actinopteri; Esociformes; Esocidae
Gene: bmi1a
Product: bmi1 polycomb ring finger oncogene 1a
Exons: 10
Coding region: 610-1596 (328 amino acids)
Biological process (GO): negative regulation of transcription by RNA polymerase II
Cellular component (GO): PRC1 complex
Molecular function (GO): promoter-specific chromatin binding
Source: RefSeq, a predicted model, not a curated record